Molecule: messenger RNA, 4491 nt
Organism: Trichomycterus rosablanca
Lineage: Eukaryota; Metazoa; Chordata; Actinopteri; Siluriformes; Trichomycteridae
Product: midnolin-like
Exons: 7
Coding region: 342-1778 (478 amino acids)
Cellular component (GO): nucleus
Molecular function (GO): protein binding
Source: RefSeq, a predicted model, not a curated record
UGGGUGUUGCGCAAACGCACGCGAUUGGCUAGAUUUCGAGUUAGGAGUCGAUACGGACGAUUCUAUUGGUGGAGAGUCGCGGUGGGCUGGAUUUAGGAUCGGGUCUGUGAACAAAUGGAGCUCGGUACGCGUGUACGGCUCGAGAUCAGACGGAGAAAGAGACAGAGAGGACCGGCAGCGAGACUCGGUACGUUAUUGGCUCAUCGGCUUCAGAUCUCUGCCUACAUCCCACCGGACAGUGCGGAUUGUAACACCGCAGGAGUAAACAAACAUCUAAUCCAAGGAGAUCAGCGCAAGUUCAUCCCGAAACAAGCGGAAUACUGAAGUGGCUCGCGAGUCCGAUGGAGCGGCACGCCGACACGCGCAGCUGCACCGGUGCCGAAGCGCGCGCCCGCUGUCCAGAUCUGCUGCACCCUGACCACUGCAUGCAUCUGUACAUCCAGUCCACCACCGGCACCCAGUUUGAGCUCGCCGUGCCCUCAGAGGAGACGGUGGAGGGACUGAAGAGGAGACUUUCCCAAAAACUGCGAGUACCCAGAGACAGACUGGCACUUCUGCACAAAGACACGAGACUGAGUUCGGGUCGGCUCCAGGAUUUUGGGGUCACAGACCGAAGUAAGUUGACUCUGGUGCCAUCGGUGGAGGCAGGAUUAAUGUCUCAGGCAUCUAGACCGGAGCAGUCCAUCAUGCAGGCACUUGAGAGUCUAACAGAAACUCAGGUCAGUGACUUCCUGUCUGGCCGCUCACCGCUCACGCUUGCCCUGCGAGUCGGGGAUCACAUGAUGUUUGUGCAGCUGCAGUUGGCCGCCCAGCACUCGAGCACUCAGCAGUGUGCUGCCCGAGAUCCUUCGGGAACGACCGGUACACCCACCGUGUCCUGCGGGGGCAAUAGUGGGCACCCUCAUAUCACACCCGCUGUGCACAACCAGAGGUCGUCGGCCAUGCACCACCAAGCUCACCGGGCUAAUCAUGGUCAGCAUGCUCACUUGUCAACUCCAUCUAGUCCUACACUCUCUCCAAGCUCUGUGCGUUAUCCUGACCUGGCUACUAGUGCUUGUAACCCUGGCCCCAGAGCUGCCUCGCCUUACCAACAGGGCGACUGUGGGACUCAGAGUUUCAGUGGGAGCUCCAGCUCAUGGCCUAGUCAUAAGCCGGGUGCAGUGAUCGAGAGCUUCGUUAAUCACGCCCCUGGGGUUUUCUCCGGGACCUUCUCAGGCACUUUGCACCCAAAUUGCCAGGACAACAGCGGCCGUCCACGCCGUGACAUCAGCACCAUCCUGCAGAUCCUUAACGACCUCCUGAGUGCCACACGUCACUACCAAGGCACACCGUCCGCCCUGGCCCAGCUCCGAUGUCAUGCCCAAAGCCCCGUGUCUCCUCGGGCAACACCGCCGGCUUCACCAUGCCUGCCCCCUUCACCCACCGCUAUGGAACUCCCAUCAGCGACAUUCUCACCAUCCUUACCUACCUCAGACAGACCAGUUCUUAGCCACACCCGGAUGACUAAACUGACUGGUGAACCAUCCAGGCAGACUGAAAACAGGGCGACACGCUGUAAGGUGGAGCGUCUGCAGUUGUUGCUCCAGCAGCGCAGACUCCGGAGACGGGUGCGGCGAGAGCCACGCGCUCCCUACCACUGGCUGAGCGAUCGCAAAGCAACAAGGAGCCACAGCAACAGCAGCCUGAGCAGCGACAGCUCCAUCGAUCUCGACUACGAUGAGACGCUCUGGAAAAACGAAGUCCAAGCUGACAUGGCAUCAGAGUUCGUCGUGGCCUGAAAAGGACGAAGAGAUUAAAUACAGCUGAAAGAAAUUGUGAUUCUGAUGGGGGGGAAAGGAGCAUGCCUGGCAUUGGUGUAAUGCUGAAAUUCAUGGCACUCAGAUGGUUUGUUUUGACGACAAACAAGCAGUAAAAUUGGACUAGGAGGAGUUUAAAAAACAAGCAUGAAUUCUCUGAGCUCUGGAAAAGUCGACACUGGUUCAUACACAGUCAUUAGUUUCGGACACUAUUACACUUGCUCACUGGACAGUCUUAAUGUUAAUGGUGGUGGUUUGAUGUUCAAAAAUGCGUCAUGUAGCAGUACAAAGCAAGAAUUCAGGUGUUUGUCUCCAGUUGAUUUCAUUUUGCACACUUCCUGACCUGUGAGCAUUAACAUUUUUUUAAUUGCUUGAAAGUCUUGGUCAGAAUGACCCCAAGAACUUAAAAGCUGACAAAUUUAAAGCAUUUAUUACAGACACUUUGUUCUCUUGUUUUUAUUUAUACCUGGAGCCACCAUUUAUUCAUUCUGUGUACUGGACUGUUUUCUGUGUUUCUGUAUCUGCUGGUUAAAGUAUUAAGGUCAUAUCACAGUGCCUCUGUUUACCACGUACGUCAUUGAACUGAAGUGUCAGAAAAUCAUGUCUGGAUAUUUUUUUGCUGCUACGAAGGAAGAGCAGAAAAGACUCCUGCUGUUUAGGUUUUGGUUUCAUUUUAACUGAUCAAUUUUGGAAAGAUUUGGGAGUAGCAUGCUUCUAUUGCAAACAAUGUCCUUUUUAAAUUACGUCUGGCUCUGUAGCAUCAUCUUAGUUUGGAAAAAGGAGGUGGGAGUUUUUAUCUUCCCUGCAAUUUAAAUAUCCAUUUUGUUAAUAACUAGUAUAAUAAUAAUAAUAAUAAUAAUAAUAAUUAGUAUUAGAUAUCAAAACAAUAUUUUUAUUAAAACUAAAUUUAAGAGUGUACUUAAAAAUACAGAAAUGCAACUGUAACUUUGAAAUUGCUUAGAUUUUGGUAGUAUCAUGCUAUCAUUGCAUUUUUUUUUAUCUCCCCUGUAAUAAAACUAUUACAUUUAGACAAUGACAUUAUUGUGGUAAGAACAGGUCUUUGGCCAAACCUUUGUUUGUUUAUUCAUUAGCUUUUAAAUAUAGAGAACAUUAUUGGAUCGUGUCCACUAACAUUUACUCAUUUGGCAUUAUCUGUGAUACAACUACGUAUUAUAAAAUUUCUAUAAAACUAAAACUUGCAUGAGAUGACAUUAAUAUAGAACAAGGCUUUAUAAAUGUUUAUUGUAACAGUCCCUUUAACCAUCCCGUGGAAUAACCUGCACCCUUUUGACUGCUUAUCAGAUCAAUUUUUCUGAAAUUAGACUUACAUUGUGAUUAUGCAAAGUAAAUCCAAUCCAAUCAGACCGAGUAAAUGCUCUAGAGAGUCUCAAAGUUUUUCCUCUAAGUUUUUUUCCUCUUAACACAGCAGCAGACAUCUGCCCUGAUAAUCACAGCAAUCUGGACUGCAGUCAUCAAACCACAGUAGCUAAAUUUUCUGGAGGAUGAAAAGGAAAAAACAACAACAUGGCUGAUCCAGAUAAAACUAAAUAACAGACUAAAAUCUACAGAAGGUGUAAUUACAAAAAAUUUCAGUGUAAAAAUAGGGCUACUUUUCACUUAUACUUCGGUACAUUUGUUUUUAUGCCACAUCUUCUGUAGGAAAUUGGCUUUAAAUGGCUUUCUUUUAGGCAUAUAGUGCACUAUAUAAUUUGUGGAGUGCCAUUAUACUGGUCUAUACAGUAUGUAGUGAACAGGAUUUCUUAUUAAAACAGCAGAUUGAUUAAAUGAGAAGCUACAUUAGUCUGAAUAUUCAAAAUGCCCAAUUCUUUAAUGAGUUUUUCUUGAGUUUUAAAAGAUCUUAGCAAAUCUUUGCUGCGAUGUAUCUUAAAAUUCACAGAAACGCAGUAAAAAGGUGCAGGCCCUGAAAACUGAAGGUGUAACUUGCUUGUUUUCUCAAGCACAUACAUAUAAGAUUAAAAAAGAAACUGGUAUUAGGCAAGUGCGCCUGAACAAUGUCCCUAAGAUGAAAGGAACAAAGACAUUUGUCACCUGUCCAGUCAACCUCUCGUGAUAGAAAAUAAUGGGGAGUCUGUUCUGUUCUGUUUUUUUUAAACCUGAUUUAACGACUGUCAAGUGUCUCUGAGCUUUUGUUCCCUGUUCAUGUGUCUUGCAUCAUAAAAACUGUAUGUAAACCUGUCUGUAAACCUGUACAAAUGUACGAAAGAAACGAAACAAUUUUACAAUGUCAAAUGUCUCAGCACCAAGUUCCCUCUUCGGUUAGCAGGAUGCAUGAAAUAUAAUUAAUGUUAGAUUGAACUGAUUGCGUAGUAAAUUAGGAAAUAUGUGUUCGGUUGAGAUGUUGCUUUUAAGGCUGAUGCUGUGCCAGUUUUCAUUCAUGCUGCAUUUUCAUUGUCUUGUGAACUCACAGGUAAGGAGCCUCCGCUUGUGUAGCACAUUUUUUAUAACCGUUUUAAUUUAUAAAGCCGAUUUGGUAACUGUGAAAAAAUUAUCUUUGACAUUUGGUUUUGUGUGUUUUAUCCCCUUAUUUCUAAAAAUAAAAACUGGUAUUGUAAUAAAUAAAAAUACAACUGAUUUUUGUUCAUAAGCAAUACAUUUCAAUGUGGCUUGCUGUAAAUUUUUUUCUUUUGGUUGGUUGGUUUUUAGGUAAUAAAUUUAAAACAAAUUUAAUGAUGAA